Messenger RNA from Clunio marinus, 2304 nucleotides. The record is from the annotation of a GenBank genome assembly. Lineage: Eukaryota; Metazoa; Arthropoda; Insecta; Diptera; Chironomidae.
AGUCUCAUCCAGUUUUAUUUCACAUUAGAAAGCGGUUGAUUUUCGUCUAGUCGUACAUCAAGUUCUUAUAAUUUUCCUUGUUAAUUUUAUCUUGUGCAACACAUAAAGUCACAAAAGUGUACAUUUUUUGUCUCGUCCACAUAAUUGCAUAAGUUUAUUUCUGCUAAAACAAAGAGAAGGGAAAGAGAUCCUUCCCAUCCUUCGUCGAAAACAAGAUUUUUCUCAAAGAAUCUUGAUCGAGUGUUGAGAAGUUGACCAAAAUUAAUUUGAAGCUAAUUUCACUGCUCGCAUCUCUAUAACAUUCUCAAGAAAGUGAUUUAAAGUGUAAUUAAGUUGAAAAUUCUAUAUGAUUUACAUUUUAUGAGUUGAAAGCAUAAAAUCGAGUAUUAAAAGAGUUAAAGUUCUGAGAGCUCAGAACAAAAACUUUUGCACAAGUUUUAAAGUUCAAAAAGUACAAGAAAUCUCUCAUUCAGAUACUUCCAAGGAUUACACACUCAUUAAGCUGCUUGUAAGACGAACAAGUAGUUAAAAAAACGAGAAUCAAAAUCCGCAAAUCUAAGAUUUGGGCUUAGGAAUAUUAAUCAAAGAAUUAGGAAAUUAAUUAAGCUCAAAAGUGCAUACCUGUCACAUUCUACAUCCACUGGACAAUCAACAUUUACAAAGAAAAUUAAAUCAAACACACGACCACUGAAAACGUCCAUCCAAGAUAAAAAAAAAUCAAAAUCGAAAAAAAGAUAUAAAAAGCGUGAAGCAAAAUGAUUUCAAACGGCUUAGAAGCAGUACAGCAAAAUGGACGCUCAGGUUCUGUUGGAUCCACCGACGACAUCAGCAAAACAAACUUAAUUGUGAACUAUUUGCCACAAACAAUGUCACAAGAGGAAGUUAAAUCAUUGUUUGGUAGCAUCGGAGAAGUUGAAUCAUGCAAAUUAAUUCGUGACAAAGUCACAGGUCAAAGUCUAGGCUAUGGUUUCGUAAAUUACGUACGUGCAGAAGAUGCUGAUAAAGCAAUAAAUACUUUCAACGGAUUACGUUUGCAAAAUAAAACCAUCAAAGUAUCAUUCGCUCGGCCCAGCUCGGAUGCCAUAAAAGGCGCAAACCUCUACGUGUCUGGUUUGCCGAAAAGUAUGACACAACAAGACUUGGAAGGGUUGUUCAACUCAUUCGGACAAAUAAUAACAUCUCGUAUAUUGUGUGAUAAUAUAACGGGUCUUUCAAAAGGAGUUGGUUUUAUUCGCUUCGAUCAGAGAACUGAAGCUGAACGUGCUAUUCAGUCGUUAAACGGCACAACGCCCAAGGCAUGCACUGAACCAAUCACGGUUAAAUUUGCAAAUAAUCCAAGCAAUAAUAUCAAUAAGGCAAUUCCACCACUGGCAGCGUAUUUAACACCAGCUGCUGCAAAUUUAAGACGCUUUCCAACUGGUCCUAUUCAUCAUAUUGGUGGACGCUUCCGUUACUCUCCGUUGACAGGUGACUUGAACAAUUCAGUGUUAUCAGCAAAUGCCAUAAAUGGCUCAGGUUGGUGCAUUUUUGUAUAUAAUCUCGCACCAGAGACCGAAGAAAAUGUUUUAUGGCAAUUGUUCGGUCCAUUUGGAGCAGUUCAAAGUGUUAAGGUUAUUAAGGAUUUGCAAACCAACAAGUGCAAAGGUUUUGGCUUUGUCACGAUGACCAAUUACGAUGAAGCUGUAGUUGCCAUUCAAUCACUCAAUGGCUACACGUUAGGCAAUCGGGUCUUACAAGUUAGCUUCAAGACCAACAAUACAAAAACUAAAACCAAUUAAGAUUUAAUGAAUCCUUUGAUUUUAAAUUUAAUUUAAUUUAAACUUUAAACUUUUUCUCUCUUUCACUCUUUUUCAUCUACGAUUGCAAUUUCCUUUUUAAAUCUCUUUCUAUGUGUCCAUUUGCUUAGUUUAAUACUUAAUAAUACUUAUUAAAACAAAACAAAAUAAAAAAAAGGGAAAUGAAGUUGUGAGGGAAGCAGUUCCUAAACCUGCUUGAAAAUUUCGUUUGUUUUCGAGUUAAAUGAUAAAAAUAGAAAACAUUAAAUGUUGGUUUAUUUCUAUUUAGGAUAAAUUUAAUAAUGAUGGAAUGUGAAACUCAAAUAUUGUCUGGUUAAAUGGCACAAUAUUCAUUAAUGAAAACGCUUCUUCUUCUUCUGUUUUUUGUUUCUUUUUCCAAUAAAUUUAAUAUUUUUUAUUGAAAAUUGAAAGCUUUCGUCAAUUGUCGUCAUAAAAGAAAUAUUUACUUAAAGCGUUGCAUAAAUGUUGAAUCAAUUUAUCUGUAUUUUUGUCAUAGUUAUUCGAACAC